Adineta steineri is the source of this 738-nucleotide messenger RNA. The record is from the annotation of a GenBank genome assembly. NCBI's taxonomy places the organism in Eukaryota, Metazoa, Rotifera, Eurotatoria, Adinetida, Adinetidae.
AUGGUAACCCGACAACACUACGACUCGUCAUCCGAUCCAGCAUCGCCCAACCAUACAAGUCAUUCUUCUAUCAAACCGAUGUUCUCGGCAGAGGAUGAUGAUAAUAAUCAAAUUGAUCAAAAGAAGUCCGCUGGCUGGCAUUGGUGUUUGAAAUGCUGUAUUAUUGGAUCAUUACUAGCUGGAAUAGGUUUAGCUGUUGUACUCACAUUCUACGUGACCUCGAAAACAACUGCAACUGAAACAUUAAUCUCGACAACAUUAACAACAAUAUCAACAACAUCAGCAACAACAUCAACAUCAACAUCGACAUCGACAUCAACAACAUCGACAUCAACAACAUCGACAUCAACGUCCAGAUCAACAUCAACGUCAACGUCAAGAUCGACAUCAACAUCAACAUCAACAACAACAGCUCCACCUUGCAGUACUGCUUGUUGUACUGGUGGUACUGGUCCUACUACUUGUACUACUUGUAUUGACACUGCUCAUAGUAAUGUUAAUGCUGUUUGUCGUUAUGCUAAUCCUAUUAGUGAUGUUAGUCAUGUUUCUGGUAAGGUUGCUAACGGUGAUGGUGAUUAUGGUAAUUUUCUUAAUAAUCCUGGUCCUGGUUAUUUUAUUUACGAUACUAAUGGUCGUUAUAGUGGUAAUGCUAAUGCUAAUAUUCCUUGUACUACUGAUUAUACUGGUAGUGCUAAUAAUUAUUUUGCUAAUAAUGCUGAUUAUACUUAUGGUUGUUGA